Molecule: messenger RNA, 872 nt
Organism: Ornithorhynchus anatinus (platypus)
Lineage: Eukaryota; Metazoa; Chordata; Mammalia; Monotremata; Ornithorhynchidae
Gene: MRPS26
Product: mitochondrial ribosomal protein S26
Exons: 4
Coding region: 39-653 (204 amino acids)
Cellular component (GO): mitochondrial small ribosomal subunit
Source: RefSeq, a predicted model, not a curated record
GAGUGGGGGCCGGGCGUGCGGGCCGGUCCUGGGCCGCCAUGCUGCGGGCGCUGGGCCGCGCCGGCCGUCCGGGCCGCCCCCCGCCGUCCGGGCCGCCGCGGGUGCCCGCCCGGGGCCGCAAGAGCCGCCACGACCCGCCCGCCAAGUCCAAGGCCGGCCUGCUGCGGCCGCCGCCCGGCGUCGACGCGACCGAGCUGCCGGUGGUCGCCGAGCGCUACCGCCUGCACCGACUGGCGCUCCGGGCGCUCAGGUUUGAAUUCAUAGAGGAAGUGCGGCGGAAGGUGUACGAGGAGAAGCAGGGAGCAAUGGCCUCCCUGAGAGCGAAGCAGGAAGCCGAGGAGCAUCAGCAGCUCAUGGCCUGGAAUCAGGCGGAGAACCAGCGGCUGCAGGAACUACGGGAGCAGCGGCUGAGAAAGGAGCAGGAGGAGCUGAGGGUCCGGCAGGACCAGGAAGCCACCCAGAAGGCCCGGGCUACAGAGGAGUUUCUCCAGGAGAGGAUGAAAGAGGUCCUCCAGCUACAGGAAGAAGCAAAACACUUCAUCAGCCCCGAAAACUUGGAGCAGAGGAUCGAAGAGGCCCUAGACAACCCACGCAGCUACCACUUUGCCGUGGCCAAGGAUGGCCGGGUGGUGAAGCGCACCCCGCUCCCGUAGAGGCCGCGGGCGGGCCCGCACGCGCGUGUCCCCGCGGGACCACUGGGAGCAGAGAGCAGGCCGGGAUUUCCGUCCAGGCGCUGAGACGGGCACGGGGUCAGGGAACUUGACGGGGUAGCUCAGGGUGCGGGAGCUCAUUACCCGACCCCGCUCCCCACCCCUCCGGCACCCAGAGGGCGAACCUCUGAAAUAAAAGGGAAAGAUAUGUUUUCUACCCCA